AUUUCGGCGGUGGCGGCACGGCGGCUACCGAGUACCGGUCAGUUCCCGAACGUCCGCGGAACCGACAAGUUAAUACGUAAAUAGUUUCUUUCUCGCGGGCAGUGCGGUUGUAUUCUGUCGAUUUUUGUGUGCGCAUAAAGAAGUAAUUUGUCCGUUAAUGUAAAGUAAAAACGAGUAAUCGAACGGUGACAUGGCUGGAGAGGAAGACAAAGUAGUUUUUCGCGGGAAGCCACACGUUGGCAUAUAUAACGUCGAUUAACGUCGAAGAUGACAAAGACUUGAAAAAAAUCUUGAUGGAUCGUCGAUGGGGAUUCGGUUGAACAAUGGAACAUACAUCGGCCCGGCUUGUCAAAGGAUAAACAACCACCUGCAGAGGAUAAGAUUUCCAAAACAAUGCAGGCUGCGGAUGCUGUUUCGAGGUAAUGCUCACAUACGGUCGGUUCGAAGAAGAUCCACUAUAUAUGGAACGCAGUAUUAAAGAAGAAAUAGUGGCCGAUUCACAAAAUGAGAUACCUUAUUUUGAAUUUUAUGAAUGCCCUAGUUUUGAUAGCAAUUAUGAUCAUCCAGUAACUGCGAAUAUUUGUACAAAACUUGAAGAGAAGUUCAAAAUUGCUAUAGAUAAAGUUCACAGUUCACAUUAUAAACAUUUUAUUCAGUUUUACUGCACUAAAUGCCAGUCAACUACCGACGUACAUUUUAGAAAAUACCGCAACUGCAGAAAUAAAAAUUGUUCAACAAUUUUAAAAUAUCAAUGCAUCUUAUGUGGAAAGUUGUUUAAGCACUAUACGGGUGCUUACAUGCAUGUUAAAAAAAAUAAUUGUGAAAAAUCAAACAAGACCGUGAAAACCGAAAUCAAAACCGAAUUGAUUACUAAAUGUUCAAAAAAGUACAAUCCUUAUAACAAUAAAAUUAAAAAAAAUGGGAUUCGUAAAAAUACAUGUCCGAAAUGUUUCACGGCAUACAAGAAUGGAGCAGGGUUCGCGAUCCAUUUUAAAUAUUGCGGUCUAAAGCGUGACAUAAAUUGCAGUUAUUGUCCAUAUAAAUGCAAGUUAGAAGCCGAGCUUACGAGACACAUGAAAAAACACGUAAAAUUAGAAUAAAAAAACUUGCCCAAACAAAGGACGUAAAAAAAAAUAGCUAAGUCGCGCGUUUUGACGAAUCACUUAGGAAGUAUCAAUGGCUCGAAAGAUCAUCAGAAAAAAUAUCUAAAGAUAUUUUUGUAGUGCAAAAAUAUCUAAAGAUAUUUUUAUUGUGCACACUGUAGUUAUAAUUCUAAAAAUAAAAAUCAUGUAAUAAGUCAUCUUCAGUUAACAUUUUGUAUUAUUUUACGAAAUGAAUGUUUGUUUUAAGUGAUGUAGUAUUAACUUAAAACCCUAUACCACCUUAAUUAUCAUUUAAAAAAAAACAAAAAGAGCUUAUAUUAUGACUUUUUAGUUCAUGAACCAUAUAGUUAUUUUAUAUUUUAGAACAUUUUUAUUGUAGUUGUGAGAUAUACUGAAAAAUGAGCAUUGUAUUGUAACAAAUGUUUUAACAAAUGCUGUGAUUUUUCGGAAAUUUUUAAGUUUAACAAUUUAUGUAACCUACCAUAAAUACUUUGUAUAAAAUCUGAAUAAAUUCACGCAAUAAAAAAUAUAUGCAUGCAAA
Messenger RNA from Nasonia vitripennis (jewel wasp), 1644 nucleotides. Its product is annotated as zinc finger protein 660-like. The coding region runs from base 423 to 1100 and encodes 225 amino acids. The record is from RefSeq and is a predicted model, not a curated record. The transcript has 5 exons. NCBI's taxonomy places the organism in Eukaryota, Metazoa, Arthropoda, Insecta, Hymenoptera, Pteromalidae.